Molecule: messenger RNA, 2028 nt
Organism: Rhodamnia argentea
Lineage: Eukaryota; Viridiplantae; Streptophyta; Magnoliopsida; Myrtales; Myrtaceae
Product: sugar transporter ERD6-like 7
Exons: 18
Coding region: 410-1858 (482 amino acids)
Biological process (GO): transmembrane transport; carbohydrate transport
Cellular component (GO): membrane
Molecular function (GO): sugar transmembrane transporter activity
Source: RefSeq, a predicted model, not a curated record
UCUCCAGAGCCGUGUCACUAAGGAAGUCCAGUUCAUGUUUUUCACUUGCCACUUGCGCAUAAAGAGCAACCCAACCCGUUACAUCUGUAAUGAUGCUGUUUCCGGAAACUCUGUUCUAUUAGUGAUUCCAUUACCAUUAACGAUGGGCCAGUGAGAAAAGCAAAGAAUUGCUUGCCAAGUCUGCAAGACUGAGAGGUCCCCGAGGAAUUCCUAGAAACCGCGAGAUCGGCGAGACGGGUUUUCCGUUUUAGCACUUGGGGUUUCUCGUUUUCGAGCCAUCCAUAUGGAGAAAGGAGACUAGCCAUGUUGGGAUGAGAACUUAUCUUUUUGGAACGUGUAGAUUUGCUAGUUCCUUAUAUAUAGUCAGAUAGCGAAGGAACGAGCAUUUUUGCAGACCGAGCGAGCAACCAUGGCGAUCAACGAGGACAUCGAGAAUCACGAAACCAGGGAGAGAGAAGGAGCGCGGGAGCCACUCCUUGUGCUGCGAGAGAAGGACCGAGCUGGGGAAGAUGAAGGAGCCGAUCAGGGUCGCCCGUGGAUGGUCUACUUCAGCACAUUCGUUGCGGUUUGCGGUUCCUAUGAGUUUGGGGCCUGCGCAGGUUAUUCAUCACCAACUCAGGAAGCUAUAGUGGAGGAACUUAGUCUCUCUACAGCUGAGUAUUCAGUCUUCGGAUCCAUACUGACAUUCGGUGCAAUGAUUGGCGCGAUUACCGGAGGACCAAUUGCUGAUUUUAUCGGCCGUAAAGGGGUGAUGAGAAUGGCGAGCGCUUUUUGUGUAGCAGGAUGGCUUGCUAUUUACUUUGCUGAGGGAGCACUUGCUCUGGAUAUCGGAAGGUUGGCCACAGGAUAUGGAAUGGGAGUCUUUUCCUAUGUGGUACCGAUAUUUAUAGCUGAAAUUACGCCGAAAGAUCUCCGUGGAGCUUUGACUGCUGUUAAUCAGCUUAUGAUCUGUGCCGCAGUGUCCGUUUCCUUCAUAAUUGGGACAGUAUUAGCUUGGAGGGUUUUGGCAUUAAUUGGUCUAAUCCCAUGUGCAGUCCUACUGUUCGGCCUGUUUUUCAUUCCAGAGUCUCCUAGAUGGCUGUUGAAAAGGGGCCGCGAAAAGGAGUUUGAAGCUGCGCUGCAGAAACUCCGUGGAAAGGAUGUGGAUAUUUCUGAAGAGGCCGCUGAAAUACAAGACUAUAUCGAAACUCUUCAACGGCUCCCGAAAGCCAGCAUGCUGGAUUUGUUUCAGAGAAGAUAUCUGAGCUCCGUCAUCAUUGGUGUUGGAUUGAUGGUCGUCCAGCAGUUCGGAGGGAUAAAUGGCAUCUGUUUCUAUACAAGUUAUAUUUUCGAGGAAGCAGGUUUCUCCUCCAGUGUUGGAACAAUAAGUUACGCGAUCCUCCAGGUUAUUGUCACGGCUAUUGGCGCUGCACUGGUCGAUAGAGCCGGAAGAAAGCCCCUUCUCUUGAUCUCGGGGACAGGAUUGGUUCUGGGAUGCAUACUAACUGCCCUUUCAUUUUAUCUAAAGGUUCAUGACCUGGCAGCUGAUGCUGUCCCGAUACUCGCCGUCACUGGCAUUCUGCUGUACAUAGCAGCAUUUUCGGUCGGAAUGGGGGCGGUUCCUUGGGUCGUGAUGUCUGAGAUAUUCCCCAUUAACAUCAAAGGAGCUGCUGGAGGUUUCGCGACACUGGUGAACUGGUUCGGUGCUUGGGCAGUUUCCUACACUUUCAACUACUUAAUGAGCUGGAGCUCCUACGGUACCUUCCUUCUUUAUGCGGCGAUCAACGCUGCGGGGAUGGUGUUCGUGAUCAUGGUGGUCCCCGAAACGAAAGGGAGGAGCCUUGAGCAGAUUCAAGCAGCCAUCAACACAGAACGAUAACCGGAACGCCUCCACAAGUGACUACUCAUUUGCUCUUCCUUGUAGUCUCAUUGGAGCUUGCAUGACACUUCCAAAUUCCGCAGAUUCAGAGAUGGAAGAUGAUUAUGAAGCAGGCGACAACAUUUUUCAUUUGAUAGAACGACGUUAUUGGUGAGAUCUUUCGGUUCAUU